GGAAGGAGCCAAGGGGAGCUGGGGCCACGGCAGCCAUCGCGCCUUGCUGUUGGGUUUCGGAGGGUGUAGGACCGACACAAAUUAAGGAAUUGCGUUCUCUCCAAUCGCAGACCCUGUAAGAUUUGGAUAUGUCCUUCAUAUUUGACUGGAUUUACAGUGGUUUCAGCAGUGUGCUACAGUUUUUAGGAUUAUAUAAGAAAACUGGUAAAUUGGUAUUUCUUGGAUUGGAUAAUGCAGGAAAAACAACAUUGCUACACAUGCUAAAAGAUGACAGACUUGGACAACAUGUCCCAACGUUACAUCCCACUUCAGAAGAACUAACCAUUGCUGGCAUGACCUUUACAACUUUUGAUCUGGGAGGACACGUUCAAGCUCGAAGAGUGUGGAAAAACUACCUUCCUGCUAUCAAUGGCAUUGUAUUUCUGGUGGAUUGUGCAGACCAUGACAGGCUGUUAGAAUCAAAAGAAGAACUUGAUUCACUGAUGGCGGAUGAGACUAUUGCCAACGUGCCCGUACUGAUUCUUGGGAACAAGAUCGACAGGCCUGAGGCUGUUAGCGAGGAGAGGUUGCGAGAGGUGUUUGGUUUGUACGGUCAGACAACAGGGAAGGGCAGUGUGUCUCUGAAGGAACUGAAUGCUCGGCCCUUAGAAGUGUUUAUGUGCAGUGUGCUCAAAAGGCAAGGGUACGGAGAAGGCUUCCGCUGGAUGGCACAGUACAUCGAUUAACACCAGCCUGCCUCGGGUCCAGGUCUCGCCAUUCAGGCCUACUCAGAGAUUUGAUUGCUGAACUUGCAUAACUUGAAUUCAAUAGACUUUUGUUGGUUAGAAAACAGAUAUUUUUUAGAUUAUUAAUAUUAUAUCAACUUAAUUUGAGUGACAAUUGAAAACUGAUUCAAGUAAGUUUGAAUAUCACAAUGUUAGCUUUCUAAUUCCAUAAAGAUAAUUAGUUUUUACAGUUUGUAAUCUGACAUGACCCCCAGUGCCAUUUAUAAAGUGACUUUUCAGCAGUACAUUUGAAGCACUUUUUAACAGUAUGAAACUACAGAUAUAAACCAUAACUAAAAGCUCAUCAUGUUAAAUUUUUUAUGUACUUUUGGAACUAGUUUUUAAAUUUCAGAUUAUAUGUCCACCUAUCUUAAGUGUACAGUUGAUAAUUAGCUUAUUGAUGAUUGCAUGAUGCCUUACAGGUUUCAAUAAUAUUUUUUCUUAUGCAAACGUCAUGCAAUAAAACAGACCCUUAUGUUUGGCAUCUUCGUUGGACAAAUGUUUCAUUUUAAUGUGUCUUAUCUAGCUAGUAUGCUCUGAAACUGAAUAUUUAUGUCAUACACAUGAGGUGGUUAUUCAGAAAAGAGAUUGCUUCAGAAUAUUUAGAAUAAAUACUCAGUCCCUGGAGACUUUUGCAUUUACCAGGAGGCAAGUUGUGCUUGGUUGUACCUUAUGCCACAUGUCUCUCUGAAUCCUGCUGCGUAUUUUAGUAACACUACCAUUACCAAUAGGGUCCGUGUCCUAGUCCCUAUGGGAUUGGCCUUUUAAAGAAAAACACAUCUUCUGGUACAACACAGGUUGAGUUUUGGUUUGCUAGGCCCCUGUAUCUCCAUUCCAGUUGUUUAAUUCUCAAGAGCUCCAAUCUUAUUGGUGCCUGGUUUGGUAAUCUGUACCUUGUCACCAAACACAGUGACAGGCACCAGCCUCCCCACAUUUAGAGGUACUCCCCAGUCUCUUUAUACUUAAUUACACUUCCCAGGGCAAGUGACAAGUAGGGUCUUAUGCAUUUCAUUGCAGGGGCCUGUGAAAUGUGGAAAAAAAGCCUGUUCUGCUUCAGUUGUCACUGAAAUGUGGGGAUUUUGUGCCUGUCCUAUAGCUCUAUUUCAUUCUUUGUCAUAUUAUAUUUUAUGGAAAGAAAA
This is a messenger RNA of Miniopterus natalensis, 1903 nucleotides long. It is a transcript of the gene SAR1B, whose product is annotated as secretion associated Ras related GTPase 1B. Gene Ontology annotation, biological process: intracellular protein transport. NCBI's taxonomy places the organism in Eukaryota, Metazoa, Chordata, Mammalia, Chiroptera, Miniopteridae. Gene Ontology annotation, molecular function: GTPase activity; GTP binding. The record is from RefSeq and is a predicted model, not a curated record.